CUUCUUACUACCAACGAAAACAGAAUCCUCUCUAGAUGAAAUCUCGUCCCUCAAUUACUUUCUAUCAACUCUGUACCUCUCGUCAAAAUGAAGGUAUCCUUCGUAGCUGUGCUAGCAUUGCUCUUCUCUAGAAUCCAAGGAUGCUAUUUGAUUGCACAUUCCUCUACUGUCGGCGACUUUCCAGUUUCACACUCCGAGCCAAAAGAUCACGGCGGAGCGGUACAGCACAUUGAUUGGGCUUACAAGAACUGCGUGAUCAAGGGGACGAUUGCUGACGGGUGUGGGGUUACAGUUACCAGUGAUAUUGGUUGCGGCAAGGUUCACUUUUCCUUCAGAAAGCCUGGAAAGUAGUCUUGCUACCUUGAGGAUCCUUUGCGCUACGAAUAUGUUGCGGCUGUAAUCAGAAUAUAGCAAUUUUGGGUUCGACUCAGGUGGAUCGGGAUAUGGGCGAAGCUAUCAGUAAAG
Molecule: messenger RNA, 465 nt
Organism: Hyaloscypha bicolor E
Lineage: Eukaryota; Fungi; Ascomycota; Leotiomycetes; Helotiales; Hyaloscyphaceae
Exons: 4
Coding region: 88-351 (87 amino acids)
Source: RefSeq, a predicted model, not a curated record